AUGUCUUCCUACAGCGAGUCCUGCAGACCCUGUGGGGUGUCCUGCCCUCAGCCCAUUGCCGAGAGCUACAAUGAGCCGUGUGUGCAGCAGUGCCCUGACUCCAGAGCAGUGAUCUUGCCGCCACCAGUUGUGGUGACAAUCCCAGGCCCCAUCCUUAGCUCUUAUCCCCAGGAGAGCUUUGUGGGGUCAUCAGGCCCGGCAGGGUUGGGGAGUUCGUUCAGCUCCCGAAGCUCCCAAGACUAUGGGAGCUCCUUGGGCUAUGGGAGGUCACGGGGUUCCGUGGGCUCCUUUGGUUUGGGAGACUAUGGGAGUUCUGGGAGCUCUGUGGGCUUGAGGGGCUCCUCAGGCUAUGGAGGCUCCCUUGGCUAUGGGAGCUCUGGAGGCUAUGGGAGCUCUGGAGGCUAUGGGAGCUCCUUUGGUUUGGGAGGCUAUGGGAGUUCUCUGGGAGGCUAUGGGGGCUCCCUUGGCUAUGGGAGCUCCCUGGGACUGGGGGGCUACGGGGGCUCCCUUGGCUAUGGCCGUUCCCUAG
Merops nubicus (carmine bee-eater) is the source of this 529-nucleotide messenger RNA. RefSeq names its product scale keratin-like. Gene Ontology annotation, cellular component: intermediate filament. The record is from RefSeq and is a predicted model, not a curated record. The transcript has a single exon. The annotation marks the transcript as partial. Lineage: Eukaryota; Metazoa; Chordata; Aves; Coraciiformes; Meropidae. Gene Ontology annotation, molecular function: structural constituent of cytoskeleton.